Messenger RNA from Theobroma umbraticum, 2137 nucleotides. RefSeq names its product indole-3-acetic acid-amido synthetase GH3.17-like. Gene Ontology annotation, molecular function: acid-amino acid ligase activity. NCBI's taxonomy places the organism in Eukaryota, Viridiplantae, Streptophyta, Magnoliopsida, Malvales, Malvaceae. The record is from RefSeq and is a predicted model, not a curated record. Gene Ontology annotation, cellular component: cytoplasm.
GCAGCAUUACUUUUAUCAAGUUUUCAAUUACUACUUUAGGAGAUAAAAUUCAGACGCUCCUAUCUGCUGAUUAGCGACUAAAAGUACACUGAAAAGAGCUAAGAGUAGUAAAGUUGAGUCUUUACCAUUUCCUCCAUUUCUGGUCUCUAGAUGGCAGCAGAGAGGCACCAAGCUGGCUUAAAGAUUUUGGAGAAGCUGACCACCGAUGCUUACCAAAUACAAGAACAGGUACUGGAGGAGAUACUUAAUCGAAACGCAGGAACAGAAUACCUAAGGGGCUUCCUCAAUGGCCAAUGUGACAAGCAACUCUUCAAAAAGAAUGUUCCCAUUGUUACUUAUGAUGAUAUUGAGCCUUACAUCCAUCGGAUCGCCAAUGGGGAGUCAUCAGAUAUCCUUUUAGCUGAACCUGUCACUGGGUUCUAUCGAAGCACUGGAACUUCAGGAGGACAACCAAAGCUGAUACCUUCAACUGCUGAAAAGGAUAAAGGGGCAUUAUUUCAGACCCUAAAGGAAUCUGUGAUGAACAAGCACUUUGGCGACUUAGAUAAAGCUGGAAAAAGUAUGCAACUUUUGUUUACCAAACAGGAGAUUGAAACUCCAUCUGGCCUACCGGCAACACCUGCUACAACAAGCAUAUUCAAGGACAGUGGCUUUAGAAACAUUGUUGCCAGGCUUUACACAAGCCCAAUUGAGACAAUCCUUUGUUCAGAUAACAACCAGAGCAUGUAUUGCCAAUUACUUGUCGGUUUAAUACAGCGGGACGAGGUUGGAUCGGUUGGCUCAAGCUUUGCUUCUACAAUGUUAAGAGCUAUCAAGUUUAUAGAAGAUCACUGGAAAGAGCUAUGCUAUAACAUAAAAACAGGUCACUUAAGCAAUAGGAUCAAUGACUCAGGAUGCAAAAAUGCUCUGUCAUUGUUCAUGAAGCCUAAUCCAGAUUUGGCUGAUUCAAUAGAAAAUAUAUGUGGCUGUAAAUCAUGGGAAGGAAUAAUCAGAAAGCUUUGGCCUAAAGCAAAGUAUAUUGGUACCAUUACUACAGGCAUUAUGAGUCAAUAUACUGCAGCACUCGAUUUCUACAGUGGAGGGCUCCCUUUAGUGUCCAGUGCUUAUGUUUGUUCUGAAGCUAUGUGUGGGAUCAAUUUAGAACCUCUAAGCAAGCCUGCUGAUGUCUCCUACACCUUCCUCCCCAAUAUGGCAUACUUUGAAUUCCUUCCUGUGAAGAAAGAUUGUCUAACAAAGUUUCUGGAUCAGGUUCAGUUUAAUGGUGUUGCACACCAAGAAUCCAAGGAAAUGAUGAGCAGCAUUGAAGCUAUUGAACCUGUUGAUCUUGUAAAUGUGGAGCCUGGCCAAUGUUAUGAGCUGGUUGUCACAACUUUUGCAGGCUUAUACCGUUACAAAGUUGGAGAUAUUCUUAUGGCAACGGGUUUCUACAAUAAUGCACCUCAAUUCCAGUUUGUUGAGCGACAAAAUGUAAUUCUAAGUAUUGAUGCUGAAAAAACAAGCGAAGUAGACCUUUUAAGGGCAGUGACAAAAGCAAAGGCUCUUCUUGAUCCGCUGGGCUUUCUCUUGACAGGGUACACUAGCUAUGCUGAUACUUUAUCAACACCAGGUCACUACAUAUUAUUUUGGGAACUUAAGACGAAGGAAAGCAAUGACAUGAAAGAGCCUGAUCCCAAGAUAAUGGUAGAAUGUUGCUCCAGCGUGGAAGAGUCACUCAAUUACACCUAUAGAAUGUAUAGGAAGGAAACUAUAAUUGCACCUUUGGAGCUUAGGGUGGUAAAACAGGGAACUUUUGAUGCCCUAAUGGAUUACUAUGUAUCACAAGGAGCUUCUAUGAACCAAUACAAGGGACCUAGUUGCAUCAAAUCUAAGGAAGCCAUAAAGAUUUUAGAUUCCAGAGUGAUGGGAAAGUUUUUCAGCGCUGAAACUCAGUUUUGAUUUGUAUUUAUUCCUAUGUUUGUUUGGUGUGAAGGAUCAAUUGUCUAGGAAGGUAAUUCGACAAGGUUAAAACUGUUACUGGAGAACUUGUUUCUAUAUGUAGUUCAACGAGUACUUAAUUAGCCACUCUGCUAAUUGGGUUGAUAUGCAUAGAUGUAUCUAUCGAGGAAGCAAAUACCUGCGUUGUCUUUGGUUUGAUGUC